Molecule: messenger RNA, 1641 nt
Organism: Penicillium macrosclerotiorum
Lineage: Eukaryota; Fungi; Ascomycota; Eurotiomycetes; Eurotiales; Aspergillaceae
Gene: sld2
Product: protein sld2
Exons: 2
Coding region: 1-1641 (546 amino acids)
Biological process (GO): DNA replication; DNA replication initiation; mitotic DNA replication preinitiation complex assembly
Cellular component (GO): DNA replication preinitiation complex
Molecular function (GO): single-stranded DNA binding; DNA replication origin binding
Source: RefSeq, a predicted model, not a curated record
AUGACAGACAACGUCCUCAAUUCAAGUGCUGGAGCUGCCUCUCAGGCUGCAACAAUUCGCGCGGAAUUGAAAACCUGGGAGAAAGAGUUUGCGUCGACCCACAGCGGCCAAAAAGCCGGUCGCGAAGACAUCAAACAAAACCCUGAGAUAGCUGCCAAGUACAAAGAGUAUGGUCGGCUAAAAGCUCUUGAAUCCUCCCUCAAGCGACGCGAAAAUCGAGGUCCAGCGCCCGACGAUACUCACUCCAAGAAACGAAAAUAUGACUCUUCUACUGUUUCAGAGCAGCCCCAACCCGACGUGACUCCACGAAAAGCGUCCAGGGGUCCCUUUGCGACACCAUCCAACCGCCGUACUCGAGAUCCCCAUCCCUCAGAUAUCGACCCAUAUGGCUCGCCUUCUACGUUUCGAAAGUUGUUCAGUCCCAGCACCCAUCGGCAAGAUGUACCUCUUCAGUCACCUCUGAAGACUGCGAUCGGACCCACGCCUCAGCGCGAUGGGAAGGCUCUCGGGCUCUUUGAUAUCUUGUCCGAGUCGGGUGGCAGUCGCACGACCCCUUCAGCAAGGAAGCAGAAAAAUGUGCCGGCACCAGAAUUCCAAACCCCAUCUAAACCCAAGAGAUUCGAUCCCAUCGUGGAGGCCCCAGAGGAAGAGGAAGAGGAGAAUGCGAGACUCUCGCGAACACCAGCAUCUUCCACCAAGCAGUUCUACCUAGCUAACCUGUUCGCGACCCCCACAACCAUGCGGUACGCGGCCAUGGUAGAAGCGGAUGAUCAAAAGGCAACAACCCAGAACGCAUCUCAAAUAGCAUACCCUGCAGGAUCACCAGAGCCCAAUCCAUCAGAGACACCUUCCUUCCUGCGCCGCUCAAACUCGGGACGAUAUCCUGCACCAAGUGCAACCAACGAGAGCUCCGGGCUUAGCCCCAUUGCUUCUCGAAAGCCUAUUCAAUUCGCUGGGAGAGGUCUCUCCCAUUUGGUGCAAGGACUUCGUUUCAUGGAAGAGGAACGUGAGGAUGACGAGUGGGAUAUUCUUCAGGAGAUUGAGGCCGAACAAGAAGCAGCUAUGUUCCAAGCCCCCGAGACCCAGUCAGCAGCCCAGGAUUCUCAACCCUAUAAAAAGAAGGGCCAGAAGCGAACUACACGCAGGAUGAAUAUGCGGCCAGUCAUAUCUCGGCCGAAGCCUCAGCCGGAUCUCAAUGCCGUCCCCGAUGAAAGUGAUUCAGAAAGUGAUGAUAAGCCGGCGACUGUUCCAGAAACACAGCUUCCCACUGGCUCAGAGAUAAUAGACGAAUCGGAGACCAAGGAGAAUGGCGCUACUUAUGGUAGUGCUCCUUUGCACAGCAUCGCGGACCCAGAGCUAGGAUCAGAUGGUGAGACUGAUAUUGACUCAGAUGGCGAUCCAGAGUAUGGUGAGAAAUCCAAGCCUUUACCACGGGCCAAGAGCUUCUCAGAACGAAUCAAGGAAGCUGUGUCGAUAGUCCGGCUGAAGCCCAAGGAAGUUUCAGUCAAAGCUCCUCAGUCUGCCCCAGAAGAACAGAAGAAACCUGGGCGGAAAAUCAGUGCCCAAGCUCAUGCCAACUAUCGCAGCCUGAAGAUCAACAACAGAGGCUCUCGUGGCCGUGGUCGCUUCCGUCGAAGAUAG